This is a messenger RNA of Lucilia cuprina (Australian sheep blowfly), 3426 nucleotides long. RefSeq names its product dynamin-like 120 kDa protein, mitochondrial (gene Opa1). The transcript has 16 exons. Gene Ontology annotation, biological process: mitochondrial fusion. Gene Ontology annotation, molecular function: GTPase activity; GTP binding; microtubule binding. Gene Ontology annotation, cellular component: mitochondrial membrane; cytoplasm; microtubule. The record is from RefSeq and is a predicted model, not a curated record. NCBI's taxonomy places the organism in Eukaryota, Metazoa, Arthropoda, Insecta, Diptera, Calliphoridae. The coding region runs from base 168 to 3092 and encodes 974 amino acids.
AGAACAAGAACAUUUUCGAUCUCAUGUCAUCAUCAGAAAUUUGCUGCCGCUGAAGAAGGAGUAAAAAAGAAAAAUUUGCUUUUAUUUUUCCCAAAAAAAAGAUUCUUGUGAAUCAGGAAUUUUUUGCAAAACUAUUGAAAAUAAAAGGAGAACACAAGCACUGAAAGAUGUUACGAGCGACCAGAAAUAUUGCCUACCGCGAUGCCAACAAACGUGUAAAAUAUUUAUGCAGUAAAAUUGCGGUAUCAAGCCAAGUAACAAAUUAUUCCACCCUAAAUCAAAGAUACGGUGGCAAUCAACACCAGCACAGUAAGGGCAGUGGCAGCAAUUAUCGUCAUCAAAGAACCAAUGAUUUCCUAGUACCUUUGGGUCCCCGCGGCUGGACCAUACCACCAAAUCGCAGCUAUGGCAUGGUGGUAGUGCGUAUUUUGCGUGGAGCCCUUAAGUUGCGUUAUUUAUUGUUGGGCGGUGCCAUCGGUGGUGGCAUGACUUUAAAUAAAAAAUAUGAGGACUGGAAAGAUGGUUUACCCGAUUUAAAAUGGCUAGAAGAAGCUUUGCCUCAGGGUGAAAAAUGGAGUCAAUUUUCAAAAACCCUAAUAGAAGUUGGAGGUGCUGUUAAGGAUGUUAUUGAAAUUGAUCCGAGACUAAAACGACUUGGGGAGGAAAAAUUGGGCGAAUGGAGGCAAUGGUUCGAUAGCCGUUUGGACGAUGCUAUAGAGGCAGCCGAUUAUCAAGGAACAAAUAUAAUUGAAUCCAAAGAUGAAAUUAAAAACAAAACAACAGUAGCUGCUCUUAGUCUUUCUGGUGAUGAGAGCCGUAAAAAAUAUGAAACUUUACAAUCCCAAGUUGAGACCCUACAAACAGAGAUUAUGAAUGUUCAAAUUAAAUAUCAAAAAGAAUUGGAAAAAAUGGAAAAAGAAAAUCGUGAAUUACGUCAACAGUAUUUGAUAUUGAAACAAAAUAAAAAGACCACCACAAAACGUAUUAAGAAAUCUCUUAUCGAUAUGUAUUCCGAGGUUUUAGAUGAAUUAUCCGGUUAUGAUACCAGCUAUUCUAUGGCCGAUCAUUUGCCACGUGUUGUUGUGGUUGGAGAUCAGAGUAGUGGUAAAACUUCAGUUUUAGAAUCAAUUGCUAAAGCUCGUAUCUUUCCACGCGGUAGUGGUGAAAUGAUGACACGUGCUCCUGUCAAAGUAACUUUAGCUGAAGGUCCCUAUCAUGUGGCACAAUUUCGUGAUUCUGAUCGUGAAUAUGAUUUGAAUAAAGAAUCUGAUUUGGCCGAUUUGAGAAGAGAAGUUGAAUUUCGUAUGAGAGCUUCGGUACGUGGUGGCAAGACAGUUAGUAAUGAAGUUAUUUCAAUGACUGUUAAAGGUCCUGGUUUACAACGUAUGGUUUUGGUUGAUUUACCUGGUAUUAUAUCGACAAUGACUGUUGAUAUGGCCUCCGAUACCAAAGAUUCUAUACACCAAAUGACCAAACAUUAUAUGAGUAAUCCAAACGCCAUAAUACUAUGCAUACAAGAUGGCUCUGUGGAUGCUGAACGUAGUAAUGUUACCGAUUUGGUAAUGCAAUGUGAUCCCUUGGGACGUCGCACAAUAUUCGUACUAACAAAAGUGGAUUUAGCCGAAGAACUGGCCGAUCCUGAAAGAAUUAGAAAAAUUUUAUCAGGCAAACUGUUUCCCAUGAAAGCUUUAGGCUAUUAUGCUGUUGUUACCGGCCGAGGACGUAAAGAUGAUAGUAUAGAGGCUAUUAGGCAAUAUGAAGAAAAUUUCUUUAAAAAUUCUAAAUUGUUCCAACGUCGCGGUGUUAUCAUGCCUCAUCAGGUAACUAGCCGUAAUCUUAGUUUAGCUGUCUCUGAUCGUUUUUGGAAAAUGGUUAGAGAAACCAUUGAACAGCAAGCGGAUGCUUUUAAAGCUACACGCUUUAAUUUAGAAACAGAAUGGAAAAAUAAUUUCCCCAGAUUACGUGAAUCCGGUCGUGAUGAGUUGUUUGAUAAGGCCAAGGGUGAAAUACUCGAUGAGGUAGUCACUCUAUCACAACUUUCCGCCAAGAAAUGGGAAGAAGCCUUAAAUGAAAAACUAUGGGAUAAACUUUCAAAUUAUGUAUUUGAAAAUAUUUACCUACCGGCUGCUCAGUCAGGUUCUCAAAAUUCCUUCAACACCAUGGUUGACAUCAAAUUAAGACAAUGGGCUGAACAAGCUUUACCCGCCAAAUCAGUAGAAGCAGGUUGGGAAACUCUACAAAAAGAAUUCAUUACACUCAUGGAUAAAGCUAAAAAAUCUCCCGAUCAUGAUGAUAUAUUUGACAAUCUUAAAUCAGCUGUUGUCGAUGAAGCCAUCCGAAGACAUUCUUGGGAAGAUAAAGCCAUUGAUAUGUUACGUGUAAUACAAUUGAAUACAUUAGAAGAUCGUUUUGUUCAUGAUAAAUCAGAAUGGGAUCAAGCUGUUAAAUUUUUAGAAUGUUCAGUUAAAGCUAAAUUGGCCUUAACGGAAGAGACGCUCAGUGAAAUGUUUGGUCCUGGUCAAUUUACUCGUUUAACACAUUGGAAAUCUUUAACAGAAGAUCAAAAUAAACGACGUCACGUUAAGAAUGAAUUGGAUAAAAUAUUGAAAAAUGAUGAUAAACACUUACCCACUUUAACUUAUGAUGAAUUAACAACAGUACGUAAAAAUCUUCAAAGAGAAGGUGUUGAGGUGGAUACAGAUUAUAUCAGACAGACAUGGUUCCCUGUUUAUAGAAGACAUUUCCUUAAACAAGCCUUACAAAGAGCUAAUGACUGCCGCAAGGCUUACUAUUUAUACAGUCAACAAGGAGCUGAAUGUGAGAUUAAUUGCAGUGAUGUUGUACUAUUUUGGCGCAUACAACAAGUGAUACGUGUAACAGCAAAUGCUUUAAGACAACAGGUUAUAAACCGUGAGGCCAGACGACUUGAUAGAGAAAUAAAAGAAGUCUUAGAUGAAUUUAGUGAAGACGAUGAAAAGAAGGCACAUUUAUUAACGGGCAAAAGAGUAACACUGGCAGAAGAAUUAAUUAAAGUAAGACAAAUUCAGGAGAAACUAGAAGAGUUUAUUAAUAGUCUGAAUCAGGAAAAGUAAAGUUGAUAUAACAACUAGAACAACAUCAUCGUCUCCUACAAAUUAAAGUUUAAAAUUACAUACAAAGAUAUUUUUUUUCUUGUUUAUACUAAUUUAAGACAUUCAUUUUAUAACUCUAGUCCUUCAUUAAAUUUACUCGAUGCUCUUUUUUUUUUGUUUUUGUUUGCUUGAUUUUGCAAAAACUAUUUUAUUUUAUUGGAAUUUUUUUUUUGCUGCUUUUUUUAAUUUGAUUAUUAUUUUUCUAAACCAUCUGUUUGGUUUUAUUUAAAUUUUUGUUUUGAAAAUCAAAACCAGCUUUGGAACUUGUUAGAAUAAAGAUUGACUUACUUACUUA